Haplochromis burtoni (Burton's mouthbrooder) is the source of this 7393-nucleotide messenger RNA. It is a transcript of the gene plch2a, whose product is annotated as phospholipase C, eta 2a. Bases 1682 to 5110 code for a protein of 1142 amino acids. Gene Ontology annotation, biological process: phosphatidylinositol-mediated signaling; lipid metabolic process. Gene Ontology annotation, molecular function: phosphatidylinositol-4,5-bisphosphate phospholipase C activity; calcium ion binding. The record is from RefSeq and is a predicted model, not a curated record. The transcript has 22 exons. NCBI's taxonomy places the organism in Eukaryota, Metazoa, Chordata, Actinopteri, Cichliformes, Cichlidae.
GAAGGAAGACAGGAUAAAGACAUGCUGUGCAAAUCAAAGAGGGCUUGGUCGAUUUGAAUGGAUCAAUAUGUUUAUUUAGAUGUCACUUAUCCAAUCUAACAAACAAUGUCAAGUCGACUGUCCACUAAGUGGUAGGCCAUGCAGAUGCUAAGGUGUGUAGUGAUGGAUGUGUACUGGAGGUUCUUACUGUGGACGUUUCAGUUACCUCAGCUCAUUCUGCCUUUAAAUUCCUAAAAUACACAAACACAUUUGUACAGUCAUUUCGCAUGUAAAUCAACUGGGUCCAGUUCUCUUGAAUGGUGAAUGGGAACACGUGAUGUCUGCAUGGUACCUGAUACCUGGUGCCUUUUAGAGAGCAGAGCUGUUAUGGCAUCACCAUGUGUAGCAUUUCCUGUGCUUGUGGGCAUCCUUGUUUUUUCAUGUGGUAUAAGGCGUGUGCUGCCACCAUCACCUCCAUAAGAGUUGCAGCUGGUGGUACAUGUGCUGCCUACAUUACCUGUGGUACCAGAAAAAGAGGAAAAGUCAAACUGCAUCAUACGUUUAGUUUUUAUGCAAUCUGAACAUAGAAAUAAAAAUUCCAAAUAUUAUCAAUGUAAUCUUGGUUGUAGUUUCAUAUGGUUUUGUCAUUUUUCUACAUUAAGCUGUUCUGUCUUCAGUAUCUGGUAUCUGUUUGUCAAGCUCAGGGAUUUCAAUCCAAGCCUCUGACAUUAUUUUGACUCAGUAUGCUCACACUGCUGCAUCACACAGUCAAGAGCCUGGAAUUUGACCUGUUUUAUGAUGAAUUUAUUAAUCUGGUGCAAGAUAAUGGUAAACUCCUCAUAUGUACCGAUAUCUGAGCCCCAGUAAGACGGCAGCUAGGUGCUUUGAUUUAGCUGGGACUAUGCGAUAUCUGCAGAUGGGUGAGGGUACCUGACACCUCUCUUUCAGAAGAAAUGUCCGUUGACACGACUCAUAUUAAACAGACUUUUUAAUUGGUUUUGGAACAUUUUUAUUAUGACCUUGUUAAGCCUUGCUGACUUUUCUCACUCUCUUCCUGUUGGUUGUUGCAUUUCAGUUCACACAUUUAGCAAAUCUCCUGGACUGGGAUUACAGCUUGCUAGGGAUUUAGGAUUUCUGCCUGCCCAACACAUGUUGCACAGUUACCUUUGUGAGUUGUGCUUUCAUGUCUGUUCUGCUGUCCAUUGCUGCAUUCUCUGUCUUUCAUGAGAAGCCAGCCGUUUUGGCUGAGUGUAUCCUGGGGACUAAGGAAACAACGACACGGCACCAAAGCUGCAUCUUUUUGCUCUGAAAUGGAACAAUAUUGAGAUGGUUUUGAGAUGAGCAGGUUUGCUGAUGCAAUAACAUUUGAAGAUUAUUGAUAAACUGUUUUAAGUGUUCAGAGAGUGAUUUUUUUUUUUUUUUUUUUUUACGUGUGCUUUUUUCUUUGCAUCUGUUUUGAAGCUAAACAUGAAAGCAGCCCCUGAUAUUACUGAUAAUAAUCCUUUUGUUUUUGUGGUUAGUGGAGUUGGAUGGUUUACCCGUAAAGAACGUUCACUUUAAAGAAGUUGUGACUUCCUUUUUUUGCAAACUUAAUUUACCCAAAGAUUAUCCACAUUGAUUCAGAUUAACUGUCUGUGGGAACAUUUCUGCAACUUCGAGGCAGCAUCAAAACCAAUCUCUGUUAUAAGUGAGCAAAUCCGAGAUGAACAGCAUCUUCAGCGUCAGCCCGCUGUCUUCAGCCCUCGUGUGUACCACCGCUGCUGCAGCGACUGGGGACAAGCCUGGGCUUUUGGCUAAAGGGGCUUUUAUCACAGAAGAGGACAAAAACAAAGAUGUUGUUCCCAAUAACAGCCAGCAGCAGGUCUUUCUGACACAUGUGGUGGAGGAAUUCUUCUGGAUAGGCAGCAGCAUUGUGGCCUUUUCCAAGUGGAGACUGGGCUACAUGGUGGAGAAAUGCAUGAGCUCCAUGCAGAUGGGGACCCAGAUGUUGAAGCUCCGCGGCAGCUCCAAGGGACUCGUGCGGUUCUUCUAUUUGGACGAACACAAGUCCUGCAUCCGCUGGAGGCCGUCACGCAAGAAUGAAAAGGCCAAGAUUUCCAUUGACUCCAUCCGGGAGGUGUGUGAGGGUAAGCAGUCUGAGAUCUUCCAGCGCUAUGCAGAGGGCAGCUUUGAUCCAAACUGUUGCUUCAGCCUCUACUAUGGAGAACACAUGGAGUCCCUGGACCUGGUGUCCACGACUGGUGAGGAGGCACGCACUUGGAUCACAGGCCUCAAGUACCUGGUGGCUGGGAUCAGUGAUGAGGACAGCCUUGCUAAGAGGCAGCGCACCCGUGACCAAUGGCUAAAGCAGACCUUCACAGAGGCUGAUAAGAAUGGCGAUGGCAGCUUAAGCAUCAGCGAAGUUCUCCAGCUCCUGCACAAACUCAAUGUCAACCUGCCCCGACAGAAGGUCAAACAGAUGUUCAAGGAGGCAGACACAGAUGACACCCAGGGAACUCUGGGCUUUGAGGAGUUUUGUUCCUUCUACAAGAUGAUGUCGACCCGCAGGGAUCUGUACCUCCUCAUGCUCAGCUACAGCAACCACAAGGACCAUCUCAACACUGAUGACCUGGCCCGCUUCCUGGAGAUUGAGCAAAAGAUGGCCAAGGUGAGUAAAGACCACUGCCUGGACAUCAUCCGCAAAUUUGAGCCGUGCUCUGAGAACCAAAAGCAAGAUGUUUUGGGAAUUGAUGGUUUUACAAAUUAUAUGCGCAGCCCAGCAGGGGACAUCUUCAACCCAGAUCACUACAGCGUGAACCAGGACAUGACCCAGCCCCUGUGCAACUACUUCAUCGCCUCAUCACACAACACUUACCUGAUGGGUGAUCAGUUAAUGUCACAGUCCAGGGUGGAUAUGUAUGCCUGGGUGCUGCAGUCUGGCUGUCGCUGUGUGGAAGUUGAUUGUUGGGACGGUCAGGACGGUGAGCCCAUUGUCCAUCAUGGCUACACCCUAACCUCCAAGAUCCUCUUCAGAGAUGUCAUUGAGACAAUCAACAAGUACGCCUUUGUCAAGAAUGACUACCCAGUGAUCCUCUCUAUAGAGAACCACUGCAGUGUUCCCCAGCAAAAGAAGAUGGCUCAGUACCUGAUUGAGAUCCUGGGGGACAAGCUGGAUGUCUCCAACAUCAAAGCUGAUGAAUCUGGGCAGCUGCCAUCCCCAGAAGCACUCAGGGGCAAGAUCCUUGUGAAGGGUAAGAAACUUCCUCCCAACAUAGACGAGAAUGCAGAGGAGGGAGAUGUGUCUGACGAGGACAGUGCUGAUGAAAUGGAGGAUGACUGUAAGCUGAUCAAUGGGGAUAUGUCAGCUGACAGAAAGCAAAUAGAGAACAUGGCCAAGAAGAAGCUUGACAACUUGAUGAAGGAAUCCAAGAUCCGAGACAGAGAGGAUCCAGACAGCUUUACCAUCACAGCCCUCCCUCCUGCUGGGAAGACCAUGGAUAAAACUUGCAGUAAGGGUAAACGUAAGGAUGCGAUGGACACAGCAGAUGAGGCUUUUCCAAGCAGCAACAAGCGCUCAGGCCGCUCCUUCAUAGAGAGCUUCUCUAAACGCAAGAAAAAGGCAUCCAAGCUGAAGAAGGUCUCAAGCUUUGAAGACACAGACACAGACCAAGAAAGCACAAGUAGUGCUUCACGUGCCCCGCUGCAUCACAACAAAAAGAAGAAAACCAUGAAGCUGUCCAGAGCUCUGUCAGAUCUAGUCAAAUACACGCGGUCUGUGGGUCUCUAUGACAUCGAAGCACAAGCUAACUGUGGCUGGCAGGUAUCAUCUCUGAGUGAGACUAAAGCCCACCAGGUGAUGCAGCAAAAAGCAUCGUCCUUCAUUCAGUUCAACCAGCGGCAGCUGUCCCGCAUCUAUCCUUCCUCGUACCGUGUGGACUCCUCCAACUUCAACCCUCAGCCCUUCUGGAAUGCUGGGUGCCAGCUUGUUGCACUCAACUACCAGUCUGAAGGCCGGGUCCUCCAACUCAACAGAGCCAAAUUCUAUAGUAAUGGCAACUGUGGCUACAUCCUCAAACCGGCCUUCAUGAGCGAAGGUGCCUUUAACCCCAACGUGGAAGACCCCAUUCCUGGUCAGAUGAAGAAACAGCUGGUGUUAAAGGUCAUUAGUGGACAACAGCUGCCAAAACCCAAAGACUCAAUGCUGGGAGACCGAGGAGAGAUCAUUGAUCCCUUUGUGGAAGUGGAGAUCAUUGGCCUCCCAGUGGAUUGCUGCAAGGAACAGACCAGAGUGGUGGAUGAUAAUGGUUUCAACCCGAUGUGGGAGGAGACUUUGGUGUUCAUGGUUCACAUGCCCGAGCUGGCCCUGAUUCGUUUCCUUGUGUGGGAUCAUGACCCAAUUGGCCAGGACUUCAUUGGCCAGCGAACCAUUGCCUUUAACAGCAUGAUGCCAGGCUAUCGCCAUGUGUACUUGGAAGGAAUGGAGGAAGCUUCCAUCUUUGUUCAUGUAGCUGUUAAUGACGUCACUGGUAAGGCAAGAGCAGCCAGCGGCAUAAAAGGGUUGUUUCACAGAAACCCAAAGCAGGCUUCCCUGGACAGUCACACUGCUGUACAGCACAGCCGUAAGAACCCGUUUGGGGCCCACCUCCUGCGCCGCACGGCCAGUGCACCUACCAAAGGUCAACCCAAAAUCAAGAAAGGUUUACCAGACAUUGCAAUUGACACCAAAGACUACAGCUCAGAGGGAGCUAGUGAGGAACGAGAGUCCAGGGAGGGAGAAAAGGCUUCUGCUGCUACCUCUCAGCACCACAAUGGGGAUUCACUGGCACCCCAACAAACCAAGGGACCGUGGAACCAUUCCGACACAAAUUUUCAUCCCGAGGAAGGUAAAGAUUGUUCUACAGUACACAGACCAGAUGCCCCUCUUCCAUUUCUUGCACUAAACCCCAGAAGACACCGAGAGCAUCCGUUCUGUUCAUCCUGCCUCCACUCAGGAAGAGUAUUCACAUCGCUCCUCAUUUACAUCAGUACAUUCAACACAGCACACCAUUCCUUCAAAUGGGAUGGUACACAGUCCUAUUGUGGUGAAUGGAGAUGCUAUGAAACCUUCUACAGUUUCCAAAACCACAUCCCUCUUCCUGGCAAACCCUGUUGAGAAAAUGUUACUAUCAGGAUACAGUAAAGACCCCAAAACCAACAAAAACACUUAUUUUUACAUGGAGCACAAAUCAAACCAAACCAGGACACUACAGCAGAAACAAAAAGUGAUUCAAGAGUUAAAGUCUGAUGACCAAGCAGAGCUACCUCCUCAUGCAACCGUGUCGGCUAGAACUCCUGCAGUCCCUCCAGCUCAGAUUAGGAGAGCUUCUUUUAGCCAAGUGCCAUCUCACAUUCACAUAAGAAGAACAAAAAGUGAGGGCCAUGCUCGAGGAAAUGUAACCUCAGCUAGGUUGGCUCAGUCAGCAGUACCAGAGAUCUGUGCAGAUGCUACCGUGAAUGAUUGUUUUUGGAGGAAACUGGAGGCAGGCAACCACCAACAGCUGGGCCAGCUGCUGUCACCCAGCGUUUGUCUGCGACAAUGCAAGAGCAAGUCAAACCUCAAUCUUUAGCAAAAUGAGUGCCCCAAAGAUCAGCUUAAUCUCUGUCUUCUGCAGAAUCACUGGUAGAGUGAGCCAGCAGAGUGAGUCAAAGGAGCCACACCUGGAGCCAGAUCUUCAUAGAGGAACUGAAGCAAUCUUCAUCCCCUCCAGCUACAUCCACAACAGCUACAGCUUCUUUGUCCAAAAAGCCUUGGAGAUCUGACCUCUGAUGACAUAUGGUGCAACUUUGAUAGUAAGUACCACAGCAUCAUCUGCAGUUUCACUGUUAGGCAAACCAAAGACCAAUUCCCAAAUGGCAGCCCACAGAACUCAGCCAGUCACUUUACAGAACACUUACGGAAGCUGACUGAUGUGGAGCCCCUGACUGCUGGAGAUUUCGCUUCACGGGUCUAAAGAAUUCCCAGGAGAGCAAGGUGAUAAGACCCUGGUUCGAGGGACUGCCUCCAGGAGCCAAAGCAGAGUGUGUGGUACGUUACAAACCGGGCCAGGGAGGCCAAGGAAAGACUGAAGCUUCAAAGUGUUCCAGUACAGAGGUGCAAGCUUUAGGCUUACUCUUAGCACUGGUAGUAGCCCCAUUGAGGAGCUUGGGAUCCCCGAAGGUGCUUGUUUCAUGUCCCAGAGUCCUUGCAGAUGCCCUGCUGAGUCAGCACAUGCCUCCCCUAUACAAUCCCAAACCUCCACCGACCCUGAAAACAUUACAGUUUCUUUUUUGCUCAAUCUCUAAGAACUGGCUGACUUUAAACUGAUUGUAAGAGAGAAAGCCUGAAACUAGUAUGGAAUAAAUUUGCUCCAGCAAAAAACUUUUUAUUUUAUUUAUAUUAUUAAUAUUUUCUUUCUUGUAGAAAAAGCUGCAAAUCUUGCAAAAUACUGGUCUAAAGAAAGGUGUUUUACCACUUAUUAGUAAUCCAUGAACAAUCUGUUUGACAUUUAAAUGUUGUAUAUUUUGAACCAAUGAUGUACAUUUUUUGUGCAAUCAGGAAACGUCUUGAAAAUGUUCAACAAAUACUGAAAUCUGUUUGCACAAAAUGUUAGAUAUUUUCCAGAAUGUGUUUAGUGACAAAUACCAGGAAUUUUUUUUUUUUUAUGUUGGUUUCGUUGGCUAUCAUUUGCUCUCAUGUUCAAGGGUUUUAUUCGUUGUUUCUUUUUUUUCUUUUUUCUUUUUUCUUUUUUUUACAAAUACAGUAGCAAUACACGUUUACAUGUUUUUCAAAGACGUGUUGUUUUUAUUUACUUGAAGUGGAAUAACUUACUUUGGCUGUGGUAAAAGUUAGAUACUAUAUGCAUUUUUAUAAGACCGUUAAUCCACUAGCAAUAUUUUUUAAAUUGAUGGCAUGGUAUCAUUGUGGAAGAUGUGUAGUUCAAUGCUAAAAGCCAAGGUUCAUCUCAUGUUUUUGCUGAAGAAAGGAACGAUUCUUAAAGUUCUUCAUUUCUCUUUGUGUAGUAGUUACAGUGUAAUUUGACCAGGUUUUGCUAACAUUCUCAUCUGUGGCAUGCCGCAGCAUUUAGAUGCUGUGUUUUGAAGCAGUGCUGUACUACCAAGUUUUAGCCCUUUUAUGCUGACUGCAUGUCUUUUAUGUACUGUAACCUUUAUCCGAAUCUUGUGCUUUUUUUUGCAAAUAUAUUUUAUAUGAAAAUUAAUAUUCUAAACACUGUUUUUAUCGUCUAAUGAUGAUCAAAAUGGCAUCAUGUUUGAAACCCUGUGUUUCCAGUAGUUUGUGAUACUAAAAUAAGAUGAAAAUUAUGCAUUUCAAAGCACGUUUAUUCAUCAGCAUCCUGUAUUGUUUGUUUGAUUUAGACAUUGUGAAUUAAUGAUCUGAAUAAAUCUUAAGUUAAUAAUA